Kockovaella imperatae is the source of this 746-nucleotide messenger RNA. Its product is annotated as putative transcription initiation factor tfIID. Gene Ontology annotation, biological process: RNA polymerase II preinitiation complex assembly; transcription initiation at RNA polymerase II promoter. Gene Ontology annotation, cellular component: transcription factor TFIID complex; nucleus. Gene Ontology annotation, molecular function: protein heterodimerization activity; transcription coactivator activity. Lineage: Eukaryota; Fungi; Basidiomycota; Tremellomycetes; Tremellales; Cuniculitremaceae. The transcript is spliced from 3 exons. The record is from RefSeq and is a predicted model, not a curated record. The coding region runs from base 308 to 658 and encodes 116 amino acids.
GAAGAAGAAGAAGAAGAAGAUGACCAGGACGAGGAGGAUGAGGAUGAAAGUGGAGAUUCUGGACUGGAGGAAGAAGCCGGUGCUGGCACCAAUGCUGGAGGUCGGAGAGGAAAACAGAAUGGUCGUGAUCAGAUUCGAAAAUCUGAGUCGGGAGAAGCUAGGCAUCAGGCGAUUGGGCUGAAGAAAGGAGUAGAUCUCGGGAGACGGAAUAAGAAGAUGAGAGGAGAGCAAUUGUGAGUGUGUCGGGAUGUUCAAGGAAGAACUCCCUGUCUGCUCGCUGACUUUUGUGCUUUUGUUUCGCUGUAGAAUGCUACGCUCCAUGAUGGACCCUGAACAGGCUAGACGGUUCGACGCCUUCAGCUCCGUCGUCAUACCAAAAGGACCAAUCACAAAGCUUAACAAAGACCUAUUUGAUCAGAAACUUCAAGGCAAUCUGUCAGCCGUGUUGGCUGGUAUGGCCAAAAUCCUCAUCACCGAAGUCGUCGAACUUGCCAAAGAACUCCAACCUCAUUCUGCUAUGCCUUCUGGUCGUCUCCGACCUUAUCAUCUACGUCUUGCCCGAGAAGAACUUGAGCGACGGGGUGUUCUGAGCGGGACGAGGCGGAAUGGAGGGACGGGUACGGCACUCAGGCCUUACAAACCCUUGUUCAGACGGUGAAGAAUACCAUGGACCACCGCGAUCUUGCUCUGUUGUACUUCCUCUUAUAGCGCUCCACGUUGUAGCUGUUCCCCGAGUUGAUCACAUG